UCAAUCCAUCAUGAGAAUACAUUUUCGUGAACAAUAUGGCACCAAGGGUGAAGAGAUAAUUUAUGUUACACCUGCAGAUCAAAAAACCAUUGUCCGUGUCCCUUUGAAAAGCGAUAAAUUGGUUAUACAUGAGAAAUUUUUUCUCUUUCGGGUAUUUCAACAAAUUUUCCUGCCCAAAGGCUAUCCGGACAGUGUUAGUGACGACUAUGCUGCAUAUCAAAUAUGGGAUACUGUUCAGGCUUUUUGUAGUACUAUAUGUGGCACACUCUGUACACAUGCCAUAUUAAAAGGUUUGGGCGUGGGUAAUGAAAAUAUUAAUGCCUACUCGGCUACAGUGGCAUGGAUACUGAAAGAAGGCAGCGGGCAUUUGGGACGCAUUAUAUUCUCAUGGUGGAAAGGUGCUCAAUUGGAUAUUGAUAGUAAAAAAUGGCGUUUACGUGCCGAUUUUCUCAACGAUAUGGCAAUGGGCAUUGAAAUAUAUGUGCUUCCAAAAUAUCCACAUUUAAGUACACAAAUUUUGUGUGGUACCACCGUACUGAAAUCUAUUGUUGGCGUGGCGGGUGGAGCAACAAGAGCUGCAUUGACGCAACAUCAUGCUGUGCGUGGUAAUUUGGCUGAUGUCAACUCAAAGGAUAGCUCCCAAGAGACUUGUGUUAAUUUAGUUGCCUCAUUUGUGGGUCUAUAUUUAUUAACUAUUAUUAAGACACCAGGUGUUCUAUACGGAGUUUUUGCAGUUGUUAUUUUAUUACAUUUGUAUGCCAAUCUAAAAGCCGUUAGAGCCAUAUGCCUACGGACCUUCAAUGAGUCGCGUUAUUUAAUAACAUUGGAAGAAUUCUUUAGAUCUGGCAGAAUGUUAACACCACAGCAGGUCAACAAAUUGGAGCGUGUUACUGUUGGCCAAACAGUAUCGGUUUCAUUAAAUAUUCGCCUAGGCCUUAGCAUUAAACAUUUGGUAGAUGAAUAUCAACAUAGUCAUAUUGUGGAUAAUAUUGUCUCCUCAUUUGAUCCCCAUGAACAUUUUAUCAUUGCGGAAAGUAAAAAAUUCCUUGGUGUUUAUUUACAUUUCAAUACAACGGCUCAAGAUGUCCUGAAGGCAUAUUUCUUUGCAGUCUCCUAUCUGCAAGAUCGUAAUCAAAUUAAAGAGAAAUACUGGGAUAUACAAACGAAAUGGCAAGAAUUUCAUAAUAUGGCCCAACAGGAAGGUUGGAAUACAACGCAACAUUUGUUAAGUGUAGAUGAGUAUCGCCUCAAUUGGAAAGCUUAAAAAUAAGUUC
Musca vetustissima is the source of this 1274-nucleotide messenger RNA. Its product is annotated as RUS family member 1. The transcript is spliced from 7 exons. Bases 11 to 1264 code for a protein of 417 amino acids. Lineage: Eukaryota; Metazoa; Arthropoda; Insecta; Diptera; Muscidae. The record is from RefSeq and is a predicted model, not a curated record.